UAGUUUUACAGUGAUCGUUCAAUAGAAGAAGAAACGCUGUGUUUUCCGGACCAACUUGUUUAGCAUGGUUAAAGUUUACUUUCUCCAACUGUCACUCAGUUCUCAAGAAGAUCGUAUUUCUCUGACAUUAAUGCCUGUUGGACGUCAUUGCACUUGUAUUACCAUGCACGCUUUUGUGCGGUCUAUCACCGAAACAAGGAGCAGCUAAUGUUAAUUCAUUAUGCCUCUCGUCCCUGCAAACCAAGCUCAGCUCAUACGCUCCAGUCAGAAGGACGAAUAUUACCAAACCUUUCUUAGAAACAACGCAAACGAGGCUUUUCAGACCGUUGCUGGAUCCAAGAGAUGGCUCGACUGGAGAAAGGAGAUAGAGCUGCUGUCGGACCUUGCCUACUUUGGUUUAUCCACAUUUUCAGGCUACCAAACCCUGGGAGAAGAGUAUGUCAACAUCAUCCAACUUGAUCCCACUAAACGCAAGAUUCCGUCGCGGGCCAGACGCGCCGCCCUGAUCCUUUGCCACACAUUUGUACCCUACCUCCUGGACAAACUCCUGGUGUGUCUGGAGAAUGAGCUGCAGGCCGACGAGGACGACCACCGACGAGAGAGAGGGAGGCGACGGCAAGGUCCCGAAAGCUGGUGGAGCCCUGGGUACCGGCUGAGGGAGUGGGUGAGGGGGGCUGUCGGCCUGCUCUCUGCGCCCCAGAGGAAGGCCUGCGUACCGGCUGUGUUCGCCGUCCAGCAGGGUCUGGCGCUGCUGCGUAGGUUCCACGCUGCUCUGUUCUACCUCACCGGCACCUUCUACCACCUGUCCAAAAGGACAGCCGGUGUGAGCUAUCUCCGUGUGAUGGGGGUGGGCGAGGAUGACCAGGCAGUCCGGAACAGCUACAGGCUCCUGGGGGCCGUGUCCCUACUCCAGCUGGCCAUCACGCUCACCCUGCAGUUCAACAACUACAGGCACCGACAGAGAGCCAGACAGGAGUGGAAACUCUACCGCAGUCUGGAACCCAGCUGCAGUCCCCAGCGGGUGGGAGCUCCGCCUGCCCGCACGGCGGCCAAGUGCAUCCUGUGCCUGGAGGCCCGGAGGCACACCACCUCCACGCCCUGCGGACACCUCUUCUGCUGGGAGUGCAUCACGGAGUGGUGCAACACCAAGGCUGAGUGCCCCCUUUGCAGAGAGAAGUUCCCCCCACAGCGGCUGAUCUAUCUCAGGAACUAUGAUUAGGUGGAAAGGAAUAAACCCUGAAGACGGUUCCUCCAAAAGGAUUUAUUUUGGACUACUUUGAAGAGCUCUGAUGUAAAAAUGACGAUUCUGUUGAUGAAUAAGAAGCUGCUCACUGGACCACUGCUUCCGACCUUACAAGUUGAACGAUGCGUGCCCUUUUACUGAUUUAAAUGUUAAUUAUCAAAACCACUCUGUUGGUGUGUCCUCAAAAGUAUUGGAUUGUAUCAGUCUGUCAUUAAUUUUAGUACUUUUAAUCAAAGUAACCUGAACUGGUAAAUAACGUGUGGAAUAAAUUGUUUAUCCUGUUGGGUUCAUUGUUAUUAUACAUCCAUGGUUUGGA
Molecule: messenger RNA, 1559 nt
Organism: Gadus morhua (Atlantic cod)
Lineage: Eukaryota; Metazoa; Chordata; Actinopteri; Gadiformes; Gadidae
Gene: pex10
Product: peroxisomal biogenesis factor 10
Exons: 6
Coding region: 221-1219 (332 amino acids)
Biological process (GO): protein import into peroxisome matrix
Cellular component (GO): peroxisomal membrane
Molecular function (GO): zinc ion binding
Source: RefSeq, a predicted model, not a curated record